Molecule: messenger RNA, 1464 nt
Organism: Calliphora vicina (urban bluebottle blowfly)
Lineage: Eukaryota; Metazoa; Arthropoda; Insecta; Diptera; Calliphoridae
Product: probable serine hydrolase
Exons: 3
Coding region: 191-1288 (365 amino acids)
Source: RefSeq, a predicted model, not a curated record
AGAAGUAAAUAGAAAAAAAACAAUAUAAUUUCUAAUGUUAUCAAUUUUAAUUGUAAUUAGCUUUACUAUUUUUAAUAUGAUCAUUAGUAUUUAAAACAAAAAGUGCAAGUCAACAGGGAAGCAGGUGAACAAAAAAUCAAUAGUUAAUUUUAGACAUCAGACACAAAUAAUUCCAACAGACAACACGACUAUGUUCCCAUUGAAAAUACCAGAAAAUAAAAUAACAUUAAGUAGCAUGGAACCAAAUAGUGUCACAAAUGCAGAUGGAACAUCGGCCAUUAAGAGAUAUAGACAUGCGGGAGAUUUAACUGGGGAACCACCGACUAGAGAGUUUGCUGAAGUAUCCAUUCCUGUACCUUGGGGUCAUUUGGCUGGCAAAUGGUAUGGUCCACAAAACGUUCAACCCAUUUUGGGAUUACAUGGUUGGCAAGAUAAUGCGGGCACAUUUGAUAUGUUAGUACCUUUGCUACCGCCAGAUGUGGCUUUUCUUUCGGUUGAUUUGCCCGGUCAUGGUUUAUCGUCUAGACUACCAGAUGGUUGCUACUACAACACCAUCGAUAAUCUCUACGUGAUACGUGUGAUAAUGAAACAAUACAAAUGGGAAAAGUUAUCGCUGAUUGGCCAUUCUAUGUCAUCGAUUAUUGGUUUUGUAUUUGCCGCUGUUUUUCCCGACAAAGUUGACAUGUUCAUUGGUAUCGACGCCUUAAAGCCACAUCAACGUCCCUUUCCCAGUGUUAUACGCACCAUGGAAACACGUAUGGAUGAAUUUUUACGUGAAGAUGAACGUAACCGCAAUAAAAAUGAACCACCCAGUUACACAUACGACGAGCUUAUAGAGCGUAUUUAUGUGGGUACAUUCCAUUCGGUCAACAAAGAUCUUUGCAAACACAUGUUGGCCCGUAACAUACAAAAAUCGGAAAAAUAUCCCGACAAGUAUUUCUUUACUCGUGAUAGACGUCUGAAGUUUUACAAUUAUGCGGUUGGCUCUCAGGAAUUGUGCGUGGAAAUGGCCAAGCGUAUAACAUGUCCAUAUAUGUUUAUUAAAGCCCGCAAUUCCUCAUAUUUUGAGGACAAAAAGUAUUAUGAUGAAGUUUUAGAUGUGCUUAAAACAAAACCAAAUUUUGAGUAUUUUGAAUGUGAUGGCGCCCAUCAUUUGCACAUGAAUAAUCCACAGUCGAUUAUGGGACCAGUUGUCGAUUUCAUAAAUCGUUUUGGACCAGCAGCUAGAGCAAAACAGGCCAAAAUCGCCAAAGAGAAGGCUAAGGCGGAUAAAGAAAGUAAACUGUAAAUAUGAUUGGGAAGAGAAAUCUUCUACUCGGGGAGAAUAUACUUAAUAUUCCACUAAGAAAAUGUUAUCACAAUCUUAAUAAAUGUAUGUAUGUAUUUUAUAAUUUUAUUAUUUUCUUAGUUUUAAGAAGAUUUUUUUAUGAGAAUAUUAAAUAAAUAUUUUUUUUAAAAUACACA